Molecule: messenger RNA, 1914 nt
Organism: Zingiber officinale
Lineage: Eukaryota; Viridiplantae; Streptophyta; Magnoliopsida; Zingiberales; Zingiberaceae
Product: protein RETICULATA, chloroplastic-like
Exons: 9
Coding region: 260-1633 (457 amino acids)
Biological process (GO): plant organ development
Cellular component (GO): chloroplast inner membrane
Source: RefSeq, a predicted model, not a curated record
ACUGAAACAUGUGGUCACUAGAUCCUCCAUCUUCAACCGUCCGCUUUUCGUUAAUUCACAUCUUUGCCGUCCAUGCUUCCACACACUUCCCUGCAAUUGGUUGCGUCCCGGAAGAGAAAUCGGGUGCGCAGCGACGCGCCGCCUCUUCUUUCAUCGCGGUGCCGCCUCAGCGUCUAGCUACCGCGUCGAUCACCUCGUCUUUCGGCGAACUCUCUUUUCGGUUAGGGUGUUUCUACGGGAGAGUGGACUAGUGAAAAAAAUGGAAAUGGCGCUGUCUUUUUCGAAGUUUGGAUCACUCUCAACGUCUGUGACGGCUGAUGGCUACAAUAGAAUCAGUCUCAUCAGUUGCCGGAGUAGAGAUGGUACUGUAGAUGUUAUUUGUUACGCACAACCGGCCAGACUUGCAAAGGGGAUCAGCUUACGCUCGAAAGAUACUUUCUUGGCCUGUUUUAGAGCCGAAAACACUGAGAUUUGCUUGAAUAGGAGGCAACUCAACACCACCAUCAGAUGCGAGCUGCCGCCUUCAGCAGAGGUCAGCUCGGGAGAAACAGUCAGUAGUUUAAAGGGCUCCAGUGAUGCACCUCUAAAGAAUUCUAUUAGCAUUACGGAGGAUUACCACGUAGACAACUAUAAUGGAAACGAAAGCAAAGACAUUCUUGAUGGAACAGGGGGUGACAGGAAAAUUCCACCUGGAGGAGGAGGGGGAGGAGGGAGAGGAGGGGGAGACAGUGGUGGGGAUAAUAGUGGUGGUUAUGAAGAAGAAGAAUUUGGGCCACUCUUGAAGUACGAGGAAGUGGUCAAAAAAGUAGAGGCUCACAGUGCGAGUCUUCCUCUUGACAUGCUUGAGGCUGCUAAAACCAGUGGGAUCCAAGAGCUCCUCUUGUAUAGGUACUUGGAUCUGCAGGCAUCAGCUUGGCCAAUUGGUGCGGCAAUGAAAUAUUGUGCUAUGUUUCGUAACCGGAUGCUUGCUGACCCAUCUUUCCUUUUCAAAAUUGGCACUGAGAUAAUCAUUGAUUCAUGCUGUGCAACAUUUGCGGAAAUCCAAAAGAGGGGCAAAGAUUUCUGGGCAGAAUUUGAGUUGUAUGCUGCAGACCUCUUGGUAGGUGUAGUUGUUAAUGUAGCAUUAGUUGGUAUGCUAGCACCAUAUGCACGCUUUGGCCAAGUAUCUACUUCAAACAGCAUAUUGGGACGCAUAACACGUGCUUAUGGGGCUCUCCCUAGCAGUGUAUUUGAAGCUGAAAGACCAGGAUGCAAAUUUUCAGUUAAACAGAGAAUGGCGACUUAUUUCUAUAAGGGUUUCUUAUAUGGAACGGUUGGAUUUGCAUGUGGACUGAUAGGGCAGGGCAUUGCAAAUUUGAUUAUGACUGCCAAAAGGAGUGUAAAUAAAAAAGAAGACGAUAUUCCAGUUCCACCCCUGAUUAAAAGUGCUGCUCUCUGGGGUGUUUUCCUUGCUGUUUCUUCUAAUACUCGUUACCAGAUUAUAAAUGGCCUGGAACGUCUAGUUGAGACUUCGGUUGUAGCAAAACAAAGCCCAUCCAUUGCAAUGGCUUUUACUGUUGGUGUUCGCUUUGCCAACAACAUCUAUGGUGGAAUGCAGUUUGUUGAUUGGGCCAGGUGGAGCGGCGUCCAAUGAGGGGAUGGAUCGUCUACGAGCAAGCUUUUGUCAGAUGGAUCUUUCAUUCUAGGUCGGAUGCAGCACGAUGUUUCUGGGAAUUAGGCUUGCUCAAAUGAGCAGAGUUGUUUGACUUAGUUUCCAGUUGUUUGUCAACAGUAGAAUUCUAGGGGUUUUUAAAGUUGUAACCAGGAUAUGCAAUCUUCUCAGAGCUAUUGCAUCUCAUUUUAAUGCGAUUGAUUUAAUAGAAUGGCUUGAACUAAAUGUAAAACUUUAAAUUUUAGAAAAUUUGUUUUAUAUAA